Messenger RNA from Anthostomella pinea, 510 nucleotides. Lineage: Eukaryota; Fungi; Ascomycota; Sordariomycetes; Xylariales; Xylariaceae. The record is from the annotation of a GenBank genome assembly.
AUGGACGAGGUGUUGACCAUCAUGGAAGGCGACGGGAGCCUUCCAGCCAACACCAACGACUUCGCAGGCAGGAGUGGCGCCAGCCGCCACGCACGCCACCAUCAGUUCACAGUUCUGGCGGCUGCUUGGUCCCCAGACGACGAAGCCGACAAGGAUAAGGACAAGGGCGACGACGACGACGACAAGAAUGACGAGGCCGUUCGGAGCUCUGCCUUUUGGGGCCCUGCAGGGAAUUCCGCUUCUCUCCCUACUGCGCCCAGGCUUCAAAGGCGUUUGCGGACCAACCACCAUCAACACCACGCCAUCACCGACAAGAUGGACGCCACCCAGGCACUUCGCGACCAGGUCACCCUCGUCCUUGACAACUACCUUCCUGGUGGUAAACCCCUCUCUACCGAAGAGAACCUCGCCGACGGCACAGCAGAAGCACGAUCUGCGAAAAAUCCAGCGAGGGUCCUAGAACGACCUUUCGCAAUCUCAACGUCGUAUUGCUGUGCCGGUCGAGUCUGA